Molecule: messenger RNA, 2215 nt
Organism: Gambusia affinis (western mosquitofish)
Lineage: Eukaryota; Metazoa; Chordata; Actinopteri; Cyprinodontiformes; Poeciliidae
Gene: sptssa
Product: serine palmitoyltransferase, small subunit A
Exons: 2
Coding region: 101-307 (68 amino acids)
Biological process (GO): ceramide biosynthetic process
Cellular component (GO): serine palmitoyltransferase complex
Molecular function (GO): serine C-palmitoyltransferase activity
Source: RefSeq, a predicted model, not a curated record
AAUACGAAAUACAGGAAGUCACUCUGGGAAACGGCGGAAGACGAACCGGGGAACAGGCAGACUUGGUGAAAGCUAAGUUGAAGUAUUCUGAAGUAGGACUAUGGCGCUUGGAGACUGUUGGAAACAGCUGUCCUGGUUUUAUUACCAGUAUCUGCUAGUGACAGCGCUGUACAUGCUGGAGCCCUGGGAGAGGACGGUGUUCAACUCUCUGCUGAUCUCCGUGGCUGCCAUGGCCAUCUACACUGGCUACGUCUUCAUGCCGCAGCACAUCAUGGCCAUCCUCCACUACUUUGAGGUUGUCCAGUGAGCCAUUUCCUAAGGUGUUCCACCAGUCCAGCCUUUCGUCCAUCCCCCUACCACAUCCUCCAACAACCCUCCAUUUGUCUGUGCUUGGAUACACGUCCCUGUUUGAAGUCGGACUGUCACAGAACUUCUGUCCUUAUGGAAUCCAGAUCAAAGGUGGAAGCUGGGGACACUGUGCCGGAGGCCAUUUAAGACUACAUCCAACCGCUGUGAGAGCGGACAUUGUAAGCAGUGUUUUACUUGGAGGAGAAGUGUUUCGUUUCAGCUGAUGUUUGCUUUUUCACCUUGACUCAAGUGCACUUUAGUGUUGGAGUGAUGCGUAGUUUGUUUUUGCUAUCCUCUAGUUGAAUUAACUCCUGUAGUUGUUUGACUGGCUGAGCAGGAUGAGAUCUUGAGAUCUUUAGAUCUGGAGCUUUCCAUCUCCUGUGACGAAGCUCAGCAUUCCUCCAACCUGAUCUGGACAAUAAAACCAUAUGCAGCAUAAAGCCUCUACAGGGAGAGCCUGGUUAGCUCUGUUACAGCUAGUUAACAACAAACAGAUGUUUCACUAUGAAACAUGAUGCUGUAGUUCUCUUUAUGGCACGCAAUCCUUAAUGUAGAUUUUUUUUAAUUUAUUUUAUCUUCUGACUUUUCUUUCAGAGUCAUUAUGUUAUAUUUUAUCUUUAUAUCUGGGUGUUUUUUAUUUUUAUUUUAUUUUAUUUUUUGAACAAAUAGAAUAGAUUGUUGCCAUACUCUGCAUCCAAAAAUUAUAGUUUACUUUUUGACUAUAAAGAAACAAUCUGCAAAAGUUUUAAUAUUUUUCUAUCCAUCAUGACUUUUCUGAUUCUUAACUUCAAAUCUAUAAACAUACGACAAAUAUCUGUAAAAUUAAUUCCACUAACCACUACUUUGAGGAAUUCUAGCUCUAGAGUGAAGCUAUUCAUAGAUGAAUUAUAAACUGUAAAAAGCUGACAAAUUCCUAUACAGACGAUAGAUCUAAGAAAUGUGUUGCAAUGAAAUGAUUAUGAAAAUCUGAUUGUCAAGAGCAAAAACAUCUCUUUGAAUUUCCAGUAACUCAAGAUUAGCAUUUUAAUAGAUACUUUCUAUUUAUGUUUGACAUGUAAAAAACAUGUUAACCCUCCUGUGGUCCAUUGAACCCCUCAAGUUUUUAACCUGUACGCAGUCCGGUGGGAUUGCAGUGACCCUGUGUGCGCUUCCCUGUUCUCUGUCAGGGCAAGACCACAGGAGGGUUAAACAAUUAAAGGUUUAGGUUAUUUUUCAGUUUUCCUUUUUUGUUCAUUCCAGAGAUGUAACUGUGGUCUUUGUAUUUGUUUAAUCUGUGAAAUGCUCCCACCAAUCCUCAGGCAUCGUUGUGAGCAGCAGUUACCUCCAUCUCCUUUUAAUUGUUUUGUUUGCAGGUAUCAGAGGAUGUUUUUGUGGUUAACUUGCAAAAUUGGACCAGAAUUUGUUUUCUGAGAGCCAAAGUUUGAGAGAAUUUGGGGUCUAUUCUCAGUCCAGUGCAGCUCCUUAUCUGUGUUCUCAGUGGGUCGUAACAAUCUGUUCCUCCAGCUUGGCACUUGAUCAACACAUCAGGAAGGAUUUAUUGGAAUGUUGAAAGGAAGGUUCAGUGGGAAAGAAAAUCAGUCAAAAUAAGGCCUAAUCUAAUUAAGUCUAAGCUAAUUUGUCCUUAUCACAAAAUAUCACAUGUUCUUUUUAGAUUUUGGUUGCAUUUAUUAGCAACAUAAACUCCCACUGUCACAGCUAACACUUUGUCUGCUAAAAUAUGUACUUUUCUUGAAUGUAUAUAUUCUUGUAUACAUAUUUGUAAAGUUUUGUAGUCAGAUAAUUUGACUUGAGAUGUUUUGGUGAAGUCAUUGUAAUACCAUUCUAUAUAUCUGAAAUGAUUAAAGUUAUACAGUACUUGUUUUACCUA